AAAUGCACCAAGCCACGGGAAUACUAAAGCAGUGGUCACAAGCAACUUUGGAAUUGAAAGGAAAGUUGUUUGUGGAAGUAAGGUACAAGGGCACAGAAAAGACACUUCCUUUGUUUGUCAUUCAAGGGCAGGGCAUUAGUCUGCUGGGACGAGACUGGUUUGAACCACUAGGGAUAUCAGUGGAGGGGAUACAUGGCAUACAGUUGCAGUCUCUGGAGGACAUCUUGACUGAAUAUGCAGAGGUUUUUCAGGACAUUGGUGCCUGCCGAGCAGCCCCAAUCUCUAUUGACAUUGAUUCCACAACGACCCCACGUUUCUUUAAGGCACGGCCAGUUCCUUUUGCUUUACGGCCACAACUAGAUGAGGAGCUGGAUAAGUUAGUGGCACAAGGGAUUUUCGAACCUGUGCGACAUGCAAGAUGGGCCACACCCAUAGUGACAGUAGCAAAAAAGGAUGGGGGUCUGAGAAUUUGCGGUGACUAUCGUUCCACGGUGAAUACAGCUGUUAAGCCGGAUGUGUACCCUUUACCCACAGCAUCUGAACUUUUCUCAAAACUAGCUGGGGGAGUAUUCUUCACUAAACUUGAUUUGAAACAAGCUUACCAACAACUUCCAGUGGAUGACAAAGCAGCAGACUUGCUAACUAUUAACACCCAUCGUGGCCUUUUCCGACCUCGGCGAUUGCAGUUUGGAGUGUCAACAGCUGUUUCAAUUUUUCAGAGAUUUAUGGACACUCUGUUCGCUGGAAUUCCAGGAGUCCAGCCAUAUCUGGAUGAUAUCCUAAUUUCAGGUAAAUCCAUGGAAGACCACAAUGCGCAGCUAAAGGCUGUUUUGAAGCGUCUUGCAGAAGCUGGUCUGAGGCUGCAAAAAGAGAAAAGCAUUUUUGCAGCGACUCAAGUUGAGUUUUUGGGGUUUCGAGUGGAUAAGGAUGGAGUUAAGCCAACUCGUGAAAAAGUGGAGGCUAUUCAAAAAGCCCCGGCUCCACGGAACAAAACAGAGCUCCAGGCCUUUUUGGGGCUACUGAACUUUUAUAACUGUUUCCUUCCCCACAAAGCUACAGUCAUGGAACCCCUGCAUCGCUUGCUGGACCACUCUGCCACGUGGCAGUGGGGAGUCAAACACGAAACAGCUUUUACGCUAGCAAAACAGCUGUUGCAAACAGAUAAGGUGCUGGUGCAUUAUGACGGGAGUCGUGUGGUGGGAUCGGGGCAGNCUAGCAAUUAUCGCAUGCAUAGGGGCGUCUGGCACCAUUUCCGUAGCAAAACUCCAAGGGUGGGGUGUAGCGGAAGCCGUGUUGUGGUUCCGGACUUGGCGAGGGCAGAAGUACUUGCCAUGUUACAUGAUGCUCAUCCUGGCAUUGUGCACAUGAAAGGACUCGCAAGGAAUUAUGUGUGGUGGUCAGGUAUGGACAAGGAUAUAGAGGAGACUGUAAGAGCAUGUGAUACCUGUCAGAAGUCACGUCAUGCACCACCCAGGGCAAAGGUGCACCCUUGGGAAUGGACAACGAAAAGAUGGUCGAGGUUACACAUUGACUUAGCAGGCCCCUUUCAAGGUAAACUAUUUCUCGUAGUAGUGGAUUCGCAUAGCAAAUGGCUCGAAGUAUCUCUGAUGAGCUCCAUGUCAUCGUCUGCUGUUAUUAACACACUGAGGCUUCUUUUUGCAACACACGGCUUGCCUGAUGUCAUAGUAUCAGAUAAUGGGGCUGCUUUCACCUCUGCAGAGUUCCAGGAGUUUGCUGAACAGAAUAGCAUUCGACACGUCACCACAGCUCCGUAUCAUCCAAGUUCAAACGGACAAGCUGAGCGCAUGGUGCAGACAGCGAAGGAGUCUCUCUACCGCUUCACCAAAGGUGAUUGGCAAACUCGACUUGCUCGCUUCCUGCUGUCACAGCACGUCACACCCAACUCGGCAACAGGUAAAAGCCCUGCUGAGUUGCUCAUGAAUCGACGACUAACCACUGCCCUUGACAGGCUACACCCUGAUUAUGAAAGCGACAUGCACCACAGGCAGGAACUAAGUGCUGACAAAUGCCAGGACACUGUAAGGAAAUUCAAACUGAAUGACAUGGUGUACAUGAGGAAUUACACCAAGGACUCUAAAUGGAUACCGGGGAUCAUUGUGGACAUCACAGGUCCUUUGUCGUACAAGGUCAGUGCCUAUGAUGGACAGGUACACAGAAGGCAUGUUGAUCAGCUACGGAAAAGAGUGACAACUGUUGCCAACUCGUCAAGGCCAGAGCCCAAUGGCUACACUGAUCGUUUACCUGAGACUGUAGCAUCUGGAAUGCCUGAGCCACAGCCACCAGCACCAAAUGAGGGAAGCCUUGAACCUUCUGAGAAUGGAAAUGGGUCGGAAGACAUAUCUGGGACUCCUGGCCUGCGGAGGUACCCUGUAAGAGAUCACUAUCCUCCAAAAAGAUUUGCAGACUUUCUGGACUGGGGAAAAGGAGUGUAAUGUAUUGGGUAACUGUUGUUUGGGGAUGUUUCUUUAAGAGAG
Triplophysa rosa is the source of this 2495-nucleotide messenger RNA. RefSeq lists its product as uncharacterized. The record is from RefSeq and is a predicted model, not a curated record. Bases 3 to 2453 code for a protein of 816 amino acids. Gene Ontology annotation, molecular function: nucleic acid binding. The transcript has 3 exons. Lineage: Eukaryota; Metazoa; Chordata; Actinopteri; Cypriniformes; Nemacheilidae. Gene Ontology annotation, biological process: DNA integration.